Messenger RNA from Fusarium oxysporum Fo47, 1801 nucleotides. RefSeq lists its product as uncharacterized. Gene Ontology annotation, cellular component: nucleus. The transcript is spliced from 6 exons. Gene Ontology annotation, biological process: regulation of DNA-templated transcription; DNA-templated transcription. NCBI's taxonomy places the organism in Eukaryota, Fungi, Ascomycota, Sordariomycetes, Hypocreales, Nectriaceae. Gene Ontology annotation, molecular function: DNA-binding transcription factor activity, RNA polymerase II-specific; zinc ion binding; DNA binding. The record is from RefSeq and is a predicted model, not a curated record. Bases 23 to 1801 code for a protein of 592 amino acids.
CACAAAAGACACUAAACCAGCUAUGAAUUCAAGGCCCGAGGUCUCACGUGGAACGCGAAGGCGGCGCCGAUACCGUACGCCCAUCAGCUGCCGGCCUUGUCGGCAGAGCAAACUACGCUGCGACCGCCAGACUCCCUGCGCAUCAUGUAGGCGCAGAGACUGUGUCGCGCAAUGCAGGUACACCCAUGAGAGAAUGACGCCCGCAGCUCAGCCAGAUGACAGCAGCCAUCCUACCAACAACAGCCAACCUUCACCCUUGUCAGGGCCUCUGCGAUCACCAAAUAGCUCCCCCAGGGAUGAAACCAUUAGUUCACAGCCCUCUCCCCCCUCAGUAUCCUCGGCGUUUUGCGACGCUAGCCAACAACAGCAACAAGACCAACUACGGCGCAACCUCUACCAAGACUUUACUCAGUCUCACUGGGAUGCAGUGCUGCAGAGACCUAUUGAUUAUACCAGGCGUUCCACCCUUGCAGCUCAGGGCACCCUUAAUCAACCAGAAGCUUUGUAUUUCCCAUUUCCUCUUGCUUCCGAGGUUACAGUCAAUGAUCUGACCAGCGCCUUGCCACCUCGCGAGUCGUGUGAGUAUCUAAUCAUUCAGUACUUCACCCGCAUAUCUCCCUUCUUCCAUAUACUUCACGGACCGACUUUCCAGAAGCAGUUUGCAGCCUUUUUCAGAGACACAGCCAGUUGCGACUUAUCAUGGCUGGCGCUGCUUUUUCUCAUAUGUUCUGCCACUCUAAAAACCAUCGAUGAAAGCGACGAUGUCAUCAAUUCCAUCGCGCCAAAUAGAUUUCUAGUUCGUUAUCGCUUGAGGACCCUGGAGGCAUUGCUUGUCCUUGUUUACACAAUCAGUCAUAACGAGGGAGCUGAACAAAGCUGGGUCAUGCUCGGGAUGGCGUCGAAUAUUGGCAUAGCGUUACAAUGUAAUGCAGCCAAGCCAAAUCCAAAUCUAACUUUCAUUGAAAGAGAACGUCGCAGACGAUGCUGGGCCGGUAUACUUCUCUUACAUACUUACCAGGCUAUUCUAUUUAGAGAUGUCGAUAUGUCAUCUCUUAUACAUGAUUAUACAACCAUGCCCGCAAACGUCAACGAUACCGAUAUCUUGAACGAUCGGAUUCUUCAACCUUCGACACAGCCGACGCAGAUGUCUGGUAUGAUAUUCAAGAUAUCCCUAUUACGGCUUUCGGCACGCAUUUGUAAAGAGCAUUCAGACGUGACACCACUCACUGAAGGUCGGCUUGUGGCUCUGGAUGCUGAGAUAGCCUCCGAGCAACAACGCUGGGCUUCCGUAUUUCUCGUGGAUGGAGCACCAAGUCUCCUUGACUCAUCCAGCUACGCUCUGUGGUCGAGACAGAAGUGCAUCGCAUCAAGCUUAGUACUUCUUGACAUUCAUCGGAAAUGGACGGAGCUUCCCCGUUUGAGAAGCUACAGAUGGUAUGCAUAUGGCGUGGUUGGAUCUUGCGCUCUACAUGGCGCUGUUACAUUGGCGUCAUGUCUUCUGGAACAAACGGAUCAAGAAAUUGAUACAUCUGCCGAGAGAAAGGCAUUUGAUGCCGCAGUCCUCCGUCUAAGCAAGUUACAAGAACGAAGUUCCCUAUAUGUAAAAGCAUACCCGGUUCUUCGUCAGCUACAGUCAAUGCUCUCUCCAGACAGCAUCCCCUGGUCUUCUGAAGCUGCUCAGGAAUUUGAAACUAAUUUUGAUGACUGGAUAGAUAACGUGCAGUGGCUCGACCCCGAGUCCAUAGAUUGGAACUUCUGGGAAGAGAUUUUGAAGUCGGGGCUAAGUGAGGUUCCCUCUUGA